UAUUGCCAACAGCAAGACAGAGUCUUUCCUCAACAAAAUGAGCCAAGAAUUCUUCACAAAUCUACCCUCGCACAUCACCAUCGACAUCCUCUCCCGACUCCCCAUCCCAACCAUUCUCCGAUGCAAAUCUGUUUGCAAGCCAUGGCUCCAUCUACUCAACUCUCACGAAUUCACCACCCACCAUCUCUCCGAAUCCGCCCCCGGCCUAGCUGUCUUUCAGUCUAAGAUCACAUCCGAAAUCCACGAAAUCUACGAAUUUGAAGACGAGCUUGAUCUUGAUGUUGAGCACCGCUACAAACUACUCACAGCCUUCAAACUCCCUUCCCAUGGAUUGAUCCAGGGCUCCGCCAAUGGCCUCCUUCUUAUCAUGCCCCCUGAAGGCCUUUCCAUAUGCAACCCGAUCACCCGCGAAUACAUGGACAUCCGAACCCCUCAAGACUCCAACUACAAGCACCCUCAAAAGUUCACAUUCGGAUUCGGGGUGAGCACAAGGACUCGCCAGUAUAAAGUGGUUAUGUUUUCCCAUGAUCCAGAGAAAGAUAAACGCCUCGGGUUUCUUCAAUCCGAGUGCCACGUGUACACUCUUGGAACGGGGUCGUGGAGGAGAAGUGCGGCGCCAUGUUUGAGCUACGGUAGUUAUUGCAAUGGGGCGUUUUUGAACGGGAAUCUCCACUGGCUUGGGUUCGAUGCAAACUCUAAGGCGUGGAUUUCUUGCUUUGAUCUUGAGACCGAGCUUUUAAGCACCAUUUCUCCGCCCACGACUGAUCAGCAGUUGCUCGUGGCCGACGUGUUUGCUUUUGGAGAUAAGCUGUGUGUCUGUGACAGUUGGAGUGAAGAUGAGAUUGUGGUGUGGUUGAUGGAGGAAUACGGAGAUGAGAAAUCUUGGAGGAAGGAGUUUGUGGUGGUGAAAAGAGAGGAUAUGUAUGGGGAAUGUGUGGUUCGGCCAAUCAAAGUGUUUAAAGAUGGAGAGAUGGCGAUGUUGUGGGGAGAUUUCUUUGUGUUCCAUUGGUGUAGCAAGAGGGGGACUGUUUCGGAGAUGAGAAUGUUCGAAGCUCGUGGUAAUUGUGCUCUCGAUUUGAUCCCUCACACCCCCACUUUUCUCUCUCUCUCCAAGAGUUUUGGGGCCAUGGAAAAUGUUAGCUCCUAAUGAUCUGAAUUCCUAUAUAGUGAGUAGUAGUGUAGUACUAUAUGUCUCAACAUCAGUAUUUCUAUAUAAGUGCAAGUUGCCCUUUAAAGCACGUUUUUUAUCAAUCUUUAUACAGUGUCA
This is a messenger RNA of Salvia hispanica, 1267 nucleotides long. Its product is annotated as F-box protein At3g07870-like. The record is from RefSeq and is a predicted model, not a curated record. NCBI's taxonomy places the organism in Eukaryota, Viridiplantae, Streptophyta, Magnoliopsida, Lamiales, Lamiaceae. Gene Ontology annotation, molecular function: protein binding.